CAUUGCAUGGCAACAAGAAUACAAAUUCGUUGCUAUAUUUGAUCGAUCUUGUCUUGUUAUCAAGAAUAAUUCUGUCGAGAAGAAGCCUAAAAAAUUCCGAAAACAAUGUUGAGUAACAGUGGAAAAUUCAAGGAUAGAAAUCCAGAUGUUACUGCUGCUGGUAAAUGUUUUACUCUUGGUGAAACUGCAAAGGAAUGCCUAAAUAUUCCCAGAAAGCCACUGACCCCUGAACCAGUCCACAAAUUCCGUUGUACCACAAACCCAGCUCCUGCCGAAAGAAGAAUAUUCUAUGGCAGAUACAGUGAUCCAAAUAUUGCAUCUUUGUUGAGUCAUGGCAUUGAUACAAAACCAUCUCUAAAGGCUCGGGAUUUGAUUUUGCCACGGCCAAAGAGUCUCUAUGUGCAGAGAUUAUGUGAUAAAAAGGAAGAUCUUUACGCAACUCGCAAAAAAGCCCCUCUAGGAAAAUCUCAUGAUCAGCGAGUUGGAUUGCCAAAAGGGGUUGAGCCUUAUGAUGUUCGAUAUGGGAUAAAGGUCUUUAGGGAUUGUACUGCUGGAGAGUUAGUCAAUCCUGCAAAAUCAAAGAACGAAGUGGAAGUUGAAUCUACUCAAGGGUCAGAUUUAUACAUCAAGAGUCAUAGUGCAUAUAGCGUUGGUGAAACGUAUGAUAGAAAAUAUAACUGGUCCCGGAUACCAAAAACAAGUUGUUUUGGCAAAGAGACACCACAUGACAACAGAGGAAGAAAUGUACAAAAAACGCUUAAAUGGCUGCACGAAACUCAAAGUGCCAAGGCGGCUCAUGUCGUGUCAGAAAGGGUGGACAAUUUCAGAGAACGAACACAGCCUCAAGUUGGAACAGUUCAUGACCCAAUAAAGGAGACAAUGCUUGCCAGAGUACCAAGUGACCACACAUUUGGUGUUUUGGUCAAACCAGAUGAAUAUGGUGCUGGAGACUUGAUACAUAACCGAGCGGCUGGGAGGUUUUUGCGAGGAAAAGAUAAAGAAAGGGGAGUGCUCGCUGCAAUCCGACAACAUUUGAAGAAAGCAAAUUAUCACAAUUUUCAUGAUCUCAAUGCAGCAUUCAAAUUUUAUGACAAGGAUAGUUCUGGAAAGAUUGACAUCAAUGAGCUUCGAGAAAUUUGCAUCCAAUUCAACCUUCCAAUCGACAAGGAAUUGCUCGAAGCUUUGUUUGACUACUGUGACAUAGACAAAGAUGGACAAAUAGAUUAUAUAGAGUUCUCGAAUUUCUUGAACUGGAAAGGAAAAAUGCCUACAAGGAUAAAAAAUAAAGAUUCAGCAGAUGACUCUGAUACGAAAAGCGAAGAUGAGGCACCAGAAGAGCUGCAUAAGCAAAUUGAUGAUGCUGUUGUUGACUUUAAAACUUCAUCACAAACAAUAAAUGCUGUUGUCGGUGGUGUCAAAACUGGCGAUUGGAAAUUCAACGGUAUCCCAACAAUAAGAAGCGAUCUUCCGGCGCCGCGUAUAAGAAGAAUCGGUGAUUCAACAAAUUACGGCGACGAAUCUAAUGCGUACGGGUUAAUCAACCCAUCAAUCUACUCGAAUCAUGGUGUCUUUGAACGAGAUUUCUUUCAAAACCGGGACGAAAACGAAAUUCGGCAAAUAUUUGAUAGUAUUGGCUUUGCGCUGACAAAUGACGAUUUUCAAAAAGUUUGGGAAACUGCAAGAGAGAACAGCGACAAUGGCAAGGUAUCCGUUGAGACCUUCAGGCAAAUUCUAUAUGGAUCAAUUGUGAACAAAGAUGAACAGGAUAUCGCUGAGGCUGGGCAGGAUAACGUAACUACAGUUGUAUCUGAACGACCAGAAAUUUACAGAAAUAUCGACUUGAAAUACAGCAAGAAGGAAAGCGAAUUGAAAGAUGGGUUCAAGGAGGCUGAAUACGUCAUGGCACAGUGAGAAAGGGGACUUGAAAUUUUGUAAAGAAUGAAGAACUGCAUAAUUUCUUGCAACCUUUAUCAAUUUUGUUCAUAUGUUUUCAAGUAAAAAUAACUCGUAUUGAUAUAAUCCAUUAAGUCAUACUUUAUUGAUCAA
Molecule: messenger RNA, 2046 nt
Organism: Rhopilema esculentum
Lineage: Eukaryota; Metazoa; Cnidaria; Scyphozoa; Rhizostomeae; Rhizostomatidae
Product: EF-hand domain-containing family member B
Molecular function (GO): calcium ion binding
Source: RefSeq, a predicted model, not a curated record